Messenger RNA from Scophthalmus maximus (turbot), 5511 nucleotides. RefSeq names its product protocadherin alpha-C2-like. The transcript has 3 exons. Gene Ontology annotation, cellular component: plasma membrane. Bases 248 to 2698 code for a protein of 816 amino acids. Lineage: Eukaryota; Metazoa; Chordata; Actinopteri; Pleuronectiformes; Scophthalmidae. The record is from RefSeq and is a predicted model, not a curated record. Gene Ontology annotation, molecular function: calcium ion binding. Gene Ontology annotation, biological process: homophilic cell-cell adhesion.
CCCUUCAGCGCGGCCACCUGACCGGGCUCCACAGACGCCGUGCGCGCCCCUGCAGCGCGUCGCCGUGAGAGCUCCCCGCUCCUCCGGCUGCGCUGUGCUGUGCUCGGCCUAGUGCAGCUGCAGCUACAACUCGUGGAUGCGAGGAUGACACCGGCGCCGCCGUUCACCGAGACACCCUGAUCGCGAGGAGGGCGGAUCUGAUUCGUUUCUAUCUUCUUCUUCUUCUUCUUUUUUUUUUGAAAUCACCAUGGCGAUGGCGCUCGUCGUUGCACCGUCGCGGACGCGGCCGAUCGCGGCCGUUUUGACAUUUAUUGCACUGUGGGGAUGCGCGCUCUCCAUCUCGCGCUACUCAAUUCCGGAGGAGAUGGAGGAGGGCUCCUUUGUCGCCAACCUGGCCGCGGACCUGGGUCUGGACGUCCGCAGUUUGGUGCAGCGGCGGGCCAAGCUCGAUGUCAUCCACUCCAAGAAUUACCUCGACAUCAACAAAGACACCGGGGAGCUGAUCAUCCGCGAGAGGAUAGACAGGGAGGGCAUAUGCACGACCAAGACCGCCUCGUGCUUCCUGAAGAUGGAUGUCAUCCUCGAGAGCCCCAUUCGCAUUUUCAACAUCGAGCUCGAGAUCAUGGACAUCAAUGACAACGCGCCCGUGUUCCGCAGGAAGACGAUGCCCUUGGACAUCUCGGAGGCAACCCCUCCCGGCGAGAGGUUUUCAUUGACAAACGCUGUGGAUGCCGAUGUGGGGGCGAAUUCGAUCAAGACCUACUAUCUGAGCGAGAGCAAAUACUUCAUCAUCGACAUACAAACUGGCAGCGACGGCUCCAAAUAUGUCGAUUUGGUGCUGAACGGUAAUUUGGACCGAGAGGAGCAUUCAGUCCAUAAUUUGAUUCUAACCGCUGUGGACGGAGGGGUGCCUCCCCGCUCCGGCACAGCCAACAUCAUUAUUAAUGUCCUGGAUAUCAAUGACAACGCCCCCCUGUUCAGUCAGCCGGUAUUCGCAGUCAAUGUUUCAGAGAACUCGGCUGCAGGCACACUGGUCAUGACCUUAAACGCAUCAGACUUGGAUGAAGGCACAAACGCCCAGUUGAUCUACUCGUACACACUGUACACCUCCGAGAAGACACAGGAGCUCUUCUCGCUCGACCCGAGCUCGGGCGCAAUCAAGGUGAAGGGGGUGAUCGACUACGAGGAGAGCCAGAGUUUUGAGAUGCACAUACAGGCUCAGGACAGAGGGGCGAGCCCGCGGUCAGGCCACUGCAAAGUGAUGGUGUUCGUCACUGAUCUGAAUGACAACUACCCCGAGGUGACCAUCAAGUCCGUGAAAAGCGCCCUGGCUGAGGACGUCUCCAUGGGCACACUGAUCGCAGUGGUCAGCGUCCGCGACAGGGACUCCGCGGCCAACGGGGAAGUGGAGCUCACCUUGAAUAAGCAAGAAACCCUGCCAUUCGUUCUAAACAGAUCAGCAGAGGGUUACUACGAGCUGCUGGUUUCAAAGCCAGUGGACCGAGAGAUAAUAAGCAGAUAUGACAUCACGCUGAGGGUGACAGACAAAGGCUCGCCGCCCUUAUCUGAAACCGAGACCAUCACUUUGGACAUUCUGGAUGUCAACGACAACGCGCCGAGAUUCUCUCAGUCCUUCUACACGAUCCACGUCGUGGAGAAUAAUGUACCAGGGGCACAGUUGACGUCUCUGAGUGCAUUUGACCCGGAUUUAAACGAGAACCAGUACUUGGUUUAUUUCAUAAUGGAGAAGGAGAUCGUUAACACGUCCAUGUCAAUGCUGUUCUCCAUCAACCCUGAGAACGGGGAUCUUUAUGCCCUGAAGACCUUCGACUAUGAGAGAGAGAGGGAUUUCCUCUUCCACAUCGAGGCGAGGGACUCCGGUGUAUCCCCGCUGAGCAGCAACGUGACGGUUCACAUCAUCAUUCUGGACCAAAACGACAACACUCCUCUCAUAGUAUCACCGUGGCGGGCGCAGGGCUCCGUUGUGGAGGAGGUGAUACCCAGGUCCACCGACAAGGGGCACUUGAUCGCCAAAGUGAUAGCUAUCGAUGCGGAUUCUGAGCAGAACGCCAGGGUCACGUACCAGCUCCUGCAGAUCAGUGACGCAUCCCUCUUCAGUCUUGAUCAGUACAACGGUGAAAUCCGGACGACGAGGAUGUUCAGCUACAGAGACCCAAGACAUCAGCGGCUUGUCGUUGUCGCCAAAGACAAUGGCCAACCGUCCCUCUCAGCUACCGUAACCAUCAAGAUUUCAACGGUGGAACACGUCCUGUCCUUUUCAGAGACGACAGAGUUGCCACUAGAGUACGACGUCUUCACAGACCUGAACUUGUACUUGGUCAUCGGCCUGGGUGCCGUGUCGUUUCUGCUACUGAUAACCAUCUUGGUUAUCAUAGUGCUGAAGUGUCAAAAACCAAAGCCGAAGGCCAUCAAGAUGCCGCCGGCCAACAGGAACAGCGUGAUCAGCAGGAACAGCAUGAUCAGCCAGAGGAGCUCCACCAUCGCAGAUUCCACCCUGAUCUCCAGCGACGCCUACUGGUACAGCCUGUUCCUCGCGGAGACCAGGAAAGGCAAAGUGGUGGUGAGACAGCCCAUAAUUCCCAAAGGAGCUGGGUACUUUGUGUCCAGUAUACCCAGGAGCAUAGGGCCAAGUGAGACCACAGACUCCAGAGCAUCCACACUGGAGUACUCAAAAUGAAAGGAAGUCCAUUCUACAACUGGAGCAGCAACCCAGAAGAGAACUGCCAUGAUAUAAUCAUCUCUUCGUGGGAGGGUCUGUGACUCACAAAGAAGAUGUUUGAGAGUCACAAACACCCCCCCCCCAGACGCUCUGAUCCAACUCCUCUCCCUCUCCAGUCCCCCCAGACGAACAGCGACCACUAACCGCCUCAGCCUUUCUUACCUUUUUUUUCUUUUUUUCUCUUUUCAGCAUGAAUCUGCAUGAUUCUACAAACUAAAGUAUUUUUCAAAUGUUCAAAAGUAUUUGGGCAAUAGAAAGUCCUUUACGGCAGAAUAUCUCGGACAUUACUAGAGUGGCCUCAUGUAGUGCAUUAUUCCCCUCCUCCUCCACGAUGCGUUGAAUCUCCUCGGCGGACAAACUCGCCUUCUCUCCAGGUUUACGUUGUGUGCUGUAGUUCUAGAAGCCAUCAGUAGAUCACCAUCGUGCAACAUUUCUCGUCCAGAGCGCGUCUUACUAUGGGCACACAGGUGAAUCAGGGUGAAUAUGACUCUUCCAUAAACCUGUUAAAUACUGAACUGUAGCUGGUUAUGUCAUUGAUUCAGGCUUUUCACUAGGUGUACUUUUAUUCGGUUUUUGUUUUUCUGAUACAACAUUUCUACUAUAUUAUGAGUCCUGCUGUUUAGCCAGGCUCAUAUUGUCAACUAGUAACUUUCCACUGAAAACAAUCAGUUUUGUUUUGUUUUUUACAAUGUUUGUUGUACUUACAGUGAUGAAUGUGCGAAAAUGACAAAAACAGAAUGAAAGAAAAACUGAAAAAGAUUGGGGUGGGGGGGGGGACAAACAAACAACAGAGAUACACUGUUUCUCUUUUCAUUUUGAUUGUAGAUCCUGUCGUCCUAUAGAUUCUGGACACUUGCGGAUGUUCAGUUCAUACUUUAACUGCGCUGCUGUCGAGUACCUAAUUGCGCACAGAUCUAUCUGGGUGAAAAAAGUGAAACACAACGACACUGCUAAUAUAGAUUUUUUUUUUCCAAAAAGUAAAGAAGAAAAAGAAAUGUAUCAGAAAGAUGUCCCUGUUCAGAUUCGUAACUGUUCCAGCCUCUCUCCUCUUGUGGGGCUGAGGCGUGUCCUCGGGUGAAGUCUUUGUGCGGCGCUACUCUGACGUCACAGACUGGGGACGGGGCCAGAAUGGGCGACAUGUGAAAGAGACUAACUCAUCGUUUCUAAAACAGUGUCAAAAUUCUUAGUGACAAGACUUUGAUCACGUGUACAGUAUAAGCCAUUGUCCUCUCUGCUGAACCCAAAAUCCGUUUCUUAGGCUGAUGAAACCGGCAAUUCAAAAAUCAACUCAAUUUAUCCGCAGCGCAGAGUUCAAAUUAUAUUAAUUGGAGGAAGAGAAAAAGAACAUUUGUACUGACAAAUACGUUUGUCUUAUGGCAAAGAGGAAGAAUAUCAAAUGUAUUUAUCUUUGACAAUAAGGGAAUAUAAAAAGCAAGGUGUCGUUUUAUGAAUAUUCCUCGUUUUUAUCGAUAUUUUAUGUAUUGACUUUUACCGCUGCUUCCGUGAGCUUCUUCAAGGGCGUUUUUUUUGCGUUGCAUUUCUUUCUUUGUAGUUUAGUGCAUAUGUUGGUGUUUUUGAUCGUGUACAGAAGUUUAAACUAAAACAGGAGUACUCUUCUUGACCUCAAAAGGUAGCGCAGUUGCACUACUGUGAAGCCCAGGACUGUCAGAAACAAGGAGCUCGUCAGGACCGCUCGCUAGGGUGCUAAAUUAUUGUUCAAUCUGACUGGUCAAGGUUUCGGAGCUCGGAUUGGGAGGUGAUGGAGAAGAGUGUGUAAAUAACACUGCAGCAUUGUAGUCCUGACUCUGCAAGUUCAAAAAAAAAUUAAAAUAAUACAGUGCUGUUCACGUAGAGAGUGCAUAAAAAGUACAGAGCAGAGGACGGCUUUUUGAAAUAUGCACCUAGACUAAAUGUGAGCACAGCCUUCGGAUGUAUCGGGUUACAGUGCAUAUUCUGAGUCAGGGAAACCCAACCCCUCUUUUCAUCUAUCGCUGUUCCGCCACCCCGGCUGCUCGGCGAAUAAACACAGCUGGCCGUCUGUCUGUCAGACUGAGGAUGUCACUUAACGGGGGGUCUCUCGCAGUGGAGAACAUGCCGUACGGCGCAGGCGUCGCCUGAACCGGUCGAUUUCCCACCUUAAAGUAUAAUAAAUUGCACAUGUAUACGAUGAGCUCUUUGCGUGCCUUCUGCAUUGUAAAUGAUACUGUAUAUGCGACUGUUUGAUGAAUGAAAUAUUGGCAUUUGGUACAGUAUUACAAAUUACAGUAAUGAUCCCCGUCAAGAAAAUAUACCACAUUGUAUCAUUUCGGAGUUGUCGGACAUAGGGACUCCGCCUUCUUGGGUUCAGGACAGACGUUGAAUUAGGAACCAGAAGAUUACUGUAAAUUAAACUGCUUUAUACUUUGUGUUUUUUAUACAGUAGACUUUUUUGAUAUCUAUCUGUAUUCACUGUGAUCAAAUGGCACAGGAGGUGCUUGUGCUCGGUAUAGUAAAAGUGUGUUCUUUCUCAUUUGUGUGCACAGCUCUGUUUUCCUUUUUUUUUUAAUUUUAUUUCCCUCGGUUGAUUUGCCAGUACAGAUUGUACAGUAUGCUGCGAGAGUUGCAUCAAACGUAAUCCAGCUCCAUCCCACAUAGUGGAUCAGAGACAAUAUGGGAGAGAAUGGUCUUGCUUUAUUUUUUCAAGUCUAGUUAACUGUCAGAUUUUGAUGUUGCUUAUUUGGCGUAAAUGUUCUGCCUGAUCAUGCUAGUUUGAAUAAAGCUUUUUAAUCCGU